Acanthosepion pharaonis is the source of this 603-nucleotide messenger RNA. The record is from the annotation of a GenBank genome assembly. Lineage: Eukaryota; Metazoa; Mollusca; Cephalopoda; Sepiida; Sepiidae.
AUGGCCGCGGACUACAGGCGGGUUUCUUUUCUCCUCUUCAUUUCUUUUAUUAUUGUGUGGGGUUUGAUAGUUCUGCCCACGAGUGCCGACCAGGAAACGUGUCUGAAGGAUGGUACCUGCAAAACGGAAACCCAAGCCACAGAAGAAAAGUCUAAAUACAAAAAAGGAAAUAAAUGGGAAAAAUACUUGAAGUUAAUAAGAGAAGCCAAUAAGAAACAUAAAAAAUGUCACCAAGCCAAUUGUACUUGCCAUGAAGGGGUCAUUGACAGUGACCUUUGGGUUUGGGAGAAAGAGAAGAAGGUUAUUAACCGUGAACAGAUUGCAGAAGCAAGAAAAAAGGGUGUCUACUACCAAAUCGUCUCUCAUAAAUUGUACCGAGACAGUAGUUGUAUGUUUCCAGCAAGAUGCAAUGGUGUUGAACAUUUUCUACUCAAGAUCAUCAAAGACCUUCCAGACAUGGAAUUUGUGAUAAACAUUCAAGAUUACCCAAAAGUUCCAAAAUUCUUUGACCCACUUCCCAUAUUUUCAUUUAGCAAAAAGGUAUUUUCUAAAAUCCUUUUUCCUUUUUUAUUUUUAUUUUACCCAUGUAAAACAAAUGUGUGA